AUGAGCGCGAGAGUCUCUGAUGCAGCUCCACCGCAGAACUCAAACUCAGCUUGGUCAGGUAUAGAGGACCAAUCUGUCAAGGAGAUAAGGUGGUCAGGAAAAGCUAUCAAAGCGUCGCCACUUAUCAAUGAUCCGAUAUCUGCCGUAGUGGUGGGAAUGUUAGCUACUGUGGUGCUACAGAGCGCCACAACGACCACAAAUGUCCUUGUGGGCAUGAUCGCAGCUGACAUGCUUACCGUACAUGAAGCCAUACCGGUGAUGAUUGGCUCGGAACUGGGCGGCACCCUUGUCAAUGCCAUUGUGUCGUUAGCCUACUCAGGAGAGCCUGUACAAUUUCGACGUGCCUUUGCGGCUGCAACACUUGGAGACGUCUUUAACAUCUGCUGUAUUUUCGUGAUUUUGCCACUCGAAUUAGCCACAGGAUUUAUCGAGGAAUUGAGCUGGCUGAUAGUUGAUCCACUGAUUGCUGAACAAGGCAUCAAUUUCAAAACUCUCGAUCUCUUGACCGAUCCGGUAAAUAGGAUGGUUUUAGAGGUCAAUGAAGACGAGCUAAGGAACGCAACCAUAGACGACGAUUACUUCGCACCCGAUCAUUCUUUUGUUUAUCGAUGUGUUUUCAAGAAUGGUUCGCGGAUAUACAGAUGUCCAUACACACAUCUUUUCGCCUACUCUUCCUAUUCGGAUUCAAUUAUUGGUUGGAUAGUCUUGAUAAUUUCUGUCGCUGUACUGGUUUUUUGCCUGAUUGGAGUCGUAUAUCUGAUUCAACAACUUUUGAAAGGUCCAUUGGCGAAGUAUGUGCGUGGACUGCUCAGCAGGGAGUGUCCGGGAAAAUGGAAGCCGUGCACAGGAUAUACUGUGAUGCUCGUAGGGCUCGUCAUUACCCUUGCAAUCCAAUCAAACAACAUAUUCAACUCGUCGUUGACACCUUUGGUUGGGUCAGGCGUGAUAACUCUGGAGCAAAUGUACCCUCUUAUUCUUGGAGCAAAUAUCGGUGGAUCGUUUAGUGCAGUUUUGGCUGCUCUUGCAGCAGACGGCUCACGCUUUGAGAAAACCCUACAUAUGGCCGUCUGUCAAGUGCUGUAUAACAUCAUUGGCACUUUCAUGUUUUAUUUGAUACCAUGGACCAGAAAACUACCGAUUUUUCUUGCAAGAAGACUGGGCGAAAUCACAGAUCAGUAUCGAUGGUUCAUAGUGGUGUUCAUCUUUCUAUUUUUCGUGUUGAUCCCCGGCAUUGUAAUAGGCCUUACUUUGCUGCCUGACUAUGUAAUCGUUGUGUGCUUCUCAGUACUCUUCGUACUGGUGAUGCUAAUUGUUGUCAUUACGGGCAUGCAGAAUCACUGCCCUGGCCUCCUUCCUGAAUUUUUGGCUGAUUGGAACUGGAUUCCAGUGUGUUUCCGAUCUCUACAGCCGUACGAUGCAAUGAUGACCAAAAUCUUCACUUCAAUUCCUUUUUUUGGAGAUUUCUUUCGAAAGCCUCCUACAGGAUCCUGCAACGGACGGACCGAUUCCGUUCAUAUGAUGAUGAAGCUCAGCAAACACACUCAGGUGUAA
Messenger RNA from Cylicocyclus nassatus, 1551 nucleotides. NCBI's taxonomy places the organism in Eukaryota, Metazoa, Nematoda, Chromadorea, Rhabditida, Strongylidae. The record is from the annotation of a GenBank genome assembly.